This is a messenger RNA of Colletotrichum truncatum, 2442 nucleotides long. Its product is annotated as C6 zinc finger domain-containing protein. The record is from RefSeq and is a predicted model, not a curated record. Gene Ontology annotation, cellular component: nucleus. Gene Ontology annotation, molecular function: DNA-binding transcription activator activity, RNA polymerase II-specific; zinc ion binding; RNA polymerase II cis-regulatory region sequence-specific DNA binding. NCBI's taxonomy places the organism in Eukaryota, Fungi, Ascomycota, Sordariomycetes, Glomerellales, Glomerellaceae. Gene Ontology annotation, biological process: DNA-templated transcription; regulation of transcription by RNA polymerase II.
AUGGACCGUCAGAGUGUACCCGUCUCCGGUUCGGUGCAGAAGAAACGGCGCCGGCCCGCCUUGGCAUGCGAGGCGUGCCGCCGCCGUAAAGUCCGCUGCGAUAGGAACCUACCCUGCAGUACUUGCGUCCGCUCCAAGAAUGCCCUCUGUACGUAUACUACACAGACGACCCCAAAGAAGGCCAUCAUGCGGGGAAUGAGAGAGGAGACCCCCAGACACGGUGCUCCUGCAUCCGGCCCCGCGACUCUGGCUCUACCCGAGCCUAUCAUAGAGUCAUUCCAAUCCUUGCCCACGCCGAGACAUUCGGCCCCGUCGACUGUCAGGGCUCCUAAUACCGAAUCCUCUUCCCCCAAAUUCCUGACGGCUCCGGAAAACCUGUCUGGCGGGCAUCCAUGCCUUGCCGAUUUUGGUUUGUGGCAGCAGGUCAUCGAGCCACUGUCUACUCAGGCCCAGCAACCUUCUCCUGUUGCUGCCGCUGGAAUCGGAAGUGUUAGGGCAGAUACGGCUUCGACGCCAGGUAGCUGUCCUGAAUCUUCGUCGACUGUGAACUCUCUUGUUUCCAGGGUGAAGUAUCUUGAGAAGCAGCUGUCGGAUCUCAUGGUCAGGGGUGAUGACCGAGAUGAGCCGGCGGUUCAGGGUCCGUCGGACAUGAGGGACAUGAGGGAAGGGUUGAAGUAUAGUCGAGGGUGUGUCAGCAAGACACGCUUCUUCGGACAGAGCCACUUUAUGAAUGCAGCUGAUAUGCUAUGUCGCCUAGUCAGCUUCGCCAAGAAGUUUGAGGCCGAGAAGACAACCCAUCUCUACCAGAGCCUCGAGAAAUGCAAAAACUUGGGACGUCUCAUCAAAUCCCGCCGCACUCCCGCCUUCAACACCAUCACCAUUGGCAAGAGCAUGCCCUCUCGAGCAGUAGCAGAUAGCCUUAUUGACGCCUACCUUCGCACAUUUGAGUCUGUGCAGCGCAUCAUUCACAUCCCGACCUUCAAGGCCGACUACGAGCGCUACUGGGAGAACCCCUCGGAAACCAACGAUGCCUACGUUGUGCUCAUACAGCUAUGCAUGGCCAUAGGGGCGACAUUCCAUGACGAACGCUUCACUCUGCGGACCCUCGCCAUUCAGUGGUUCUGGGAGGGCAUGUUCUGGCUCAUGACCCCCUGUGAGAAGUCUAGGAUGACCGUGACGGGUCUCCAGAUUCGCUGUCUCAUGCAUUACCUAAGGCAGACGGCAAACGUUGGCUGCGAUCUCUCUUGGAUCGGCGCCGGGUCGCUUCUCAGGACGGCAAUGUAUAUGGGCAUGCACCGCGACCCCAAGUGGCUGGUUAAGAUGUCACCGUACCGCGCCGAGAUCCGCCGUCGGAUUUGGGCCACAAUCCUAGAGAUCGUGCUGCAGACGAGCAUUGACGCGGGCGGUGCGCCCCUCAUUUCGACGCGGGACUACGACACAGAGCCUCCUGCGAAUCUGGACGAUGACCAGCUCGUCGAGGGUGCCGACUCGGUCAUCCCGGUGCCCAAGGCCGACGGUACGCCCACGCAGAUGACGGUACCACUCGCAUUAUUGGCAACGUUUCCUGUACGUCUGGCGGUGAUAACGCGCACCAACCACUUCCGCUCCGACACGAUCUACGAAGAGACGCUGAGAUACAGCAACGAGCUGAAUGCGUCGUUGCAAAAGAUGAUGACGACUCUCAAAUCCCACCCCACGAUCUCGCAGUUUGCCCUUCGUUACGUUCUGGUCAUGACGUACCGCCUAUUCUUUGCCCUUCAUCAGCCAAUCAUUCCCCAGGCCCUACGGAAUCCAAUCUACUAUUUUUCUCGCAAGGUGUCCGUCGACACUGCUCUCCGCAUUUCCGAGGCAUCAUUCCUUACCCCCGAGAAGCCCGGCAGCGGAAUCACAGCCAAACCUUCCACGGUAUCGGAGCUAGACUUUUGGCGUCUGACUGUCAACGGUGCAGGCGCUUACCGUUCCGUUUCGUUCCAGAGCGUCAUGACCAUAGGUCUUGAGCUCAUCCACCAAAAGGAAGAAGAGCUCGAGCACGGAUCCUUCAUGUCUAUCAACAACCCGGAUAUGCGUGGAAUCCUGGACGCCGUGGCUGAUUGGUCGCGCCUGAGGAUCCAGUCCGGAGAGACGAACAUCAAGGGUCAUGCGCUCAGCGUUUUGCUCGUCGCUCAUCUCGAUGUCCUAGAAAAGGGGAUAAACGAUGAUAGCAUCGACAGUUAUUUUGAAAAGGCUUGUGAAGAUAGAGUCUUGGAGUGCCACGCCUUACUCUUGGAGGUGGCCGGAGACGACGUUUCUGAGGAGGGUAUCACUGCGCCAGAUAUCCACGACCUCGACCUAGACUUUUAUAACGGAGUGGACAUGUUGGGGGAUUUGGACUGGGAUAACAUGGAUAACGGGGGUUUCAUCUCCAAUCUGAACUUUGGAAACAUUGACAUGUUGUUUGCGUAG